AUGGAAAAAGAAUUGGGCCUGAUUCUGUUUCUGGUGCUGCUUCUCUGUCACAAGGGCAACACAGAGUCUCAAACCUCUUGUCCAUACAAAUGCCAUUGUUUCACUCCAGUCCAAGUACUGUGUGCUGAUGAACGCAUGGCAUCUUUACCCAGGAACAUGUCCAGUCAGGUCAAGGACUUCAUUAUAAUGACAUCAUCUCUGAUGUACCUGUUCCCCCAUACUUUAAAGGAGAGCCCUCAACUUACCAAGCUUAUCUUCCUAAAUAAUGCACUGCAAAGUAUCAACUCUCAGGCUUUUGAACAUCUGGCUGAGCUGCAGGAGCUGGAAAUCAGUGGGAACCCCUGGCUGGAGCAUUUAUUUAUGGGGACUUUUUCAAAGCAGGGAAACUUGACUAAAUUGCUUCUGAACUUCAACAGGCUCAAGACUGUGCUUCCUGGCAUGUUUGACUCUCUUAAACAGCUAGAAACUCUGCAGAUGAAGGGCAACAUCAUAUCAGAUCUCCCUACAUUUCUAUUCCUGAACCUCCACAGUCUGCGUGUCUUGGAUUUGUCCCAAAAUAAGCUUGAAGGAGUUAAAAAGGAGAUGUUUUCUGGUCUGGCAAGACUGGAGGUCCUGAAAAUGAACUAUAACCUCAUCAGCAAUCUUGCAUCUGACACGUUCCACAAUAUUUCUCAGCUGACAGAGCUUCACUUGGAGGGGAAUAAGAUAUCAGAGCUCGCUGACAAUAUCUUCUUUGUGUUAACCAAACUGAAGGUGCUGAACCUCCGAGGGAACCUUCUUACAACUUUCAGUAAUAAAGUGUUUGGAUUCAAGGCCACAAAUUUGAAGGAGCUGAACCUAAAAGGCAACAGACUAACUGAGCUGACCUCUCUAAGCAGUUUCACAUCUCUUACUGACCUUAUCUUGUCCUCUAACCAGCUCUCCACCCUUCCUGAAGACAUUUUCAGAAAUGUUACAGCCCUGGAGAAUCUGGACCUGUCUGAAAACCAGCUCACCUUGCUGCCCGAAAGGAUCUUUAAUGAUCUAUUUAUCAUCAAGGCAAUCCACCUUCAGAAGAACAACCUGAGCAUGGUGGAUGCCAAACUUUUUGAGGACCAGGACUUCAUUCAGCAGCUCUACCUGUCUGACAACCAGCUGGAAACUCUCCCACCGGGCCUUUUAGACUCUUUUGUCAUCCAGCACACAGUAAGACUGCAUGGAAACCCCUGGAAAUGUGACUGCCAUAUGUGGUAUCUGCAUGACUGGGUGCUGAGAAACAGCCAAGACAUAGAGAUGCUUGACAGGAUGCUCUGCAAGAGCCCCGGCUUUCUGAGAGGACGGCCAGUCAUCUCCGUCGACAGGGACCAACUGGUGUGUCGUUUGUCUAAAGAUAAGAUGCAUGAUCUCAGCAGCUGUAGCCUGCAAGCUUCCAGAGACACUGUGACCAUCAAUUGUAAUGUGGACCAGUGUUCUCCACUGACAGUGAAGGUACAGUUUCAGGGUGAUGACGGCAGUAUUAAGGAGCAUAUUUUGAAAAAUGAGCUUGAACAUUUUCAAUGUAGCAAUGAGGCAACAACCGAGAGUCCCAUUGAGUAG
Messenger RNA from Micropterus dolomieu (smallmouth bass), 1575 nucleotides. RefSeq names its product carboxypeptidase N subunit 2. The transcript has a single exon. Lineage: Eukaryota; Metazoa; Chordata; Actinopteri; Centrarchiformes; Centrarchidae. Gene Ontology annotation, molecular function: protein binding. Bases 1 to 1575 code for a protein of 524 amino acids. The record is from RefSeq and is a predicted model, not a curated record.